AUGGUUACCACCAGUCCAAACUUAUCGGUUCGACAAGGUUCGGUUCAGGCUGGCAUUAGCAAAAGGAGUUAUCAUGAUGCUAUGAAUAUACUUCACCUAAAGCCAUAUCAUCCAAGUCUAAUCGUCAACCUGAACGAAGACGACUUCGACCGACGCAGUAAAUUUUGCGAAAUGUGGCUUGAAAAAUUUAACAACGACCCUAACCUGAUUGACCAUAUUUUUUGGAGCGACGAGGCCAAAUUUAAUAGGAAUGGAGUUGUCAAUGGACACAAUUGCACGUACUGGUCCAGUGAAAAUCCUCAUAUAAAAUUCGAGGUGCCAAACACAAAACAAGGGGUUAUGGUAUGGUGCGGAUUAACUUCAAGUGGACUUCUCGGUCCUUACUUUUUCAAGGAAACAGUUACUGGUCCGGUUUACAAACAAAUGUUAAUCGACUACGCAUGGCCUUAUUUGAAGCACAAGAGGCUAUACUUCCAACAUGAUGGUGCAGGACCUCACUAUGCUAUUGUGGUGCGUGAUUGGCUCGAUGAAAAAUUUCCUGGUCGUUGGAUUGGGAGACGUGGAUCCUUUGACUGGCCAGCACGGCCACCUGAUUUAACACCUUGCGACUUUUUCCUUUGGGGAUAUCUAAAAGACAUUGUGUUUAGAGAACCAUUUGCUACAAUCGCACAACUCCAGAACAAGAUCGAACAAGCCUGUGCUCAUGUGACAUACAAAAUGUGCGAAGAAGCAUGUCACUCGGUGGCGCAUCGUCUUCGCGACUGUUUGGACAAUGAAGGACAAUUUCUAUCGUACUAA
Rotaria socialis is the source of this 798-nucleotide messenger RNA. The record is from the annotation of a GenBank genome assembly. Lineage: Eukaryota; Metazoa; Rotifera; Eurotatoria; Philodinida; Philodinidae.